This is a messenger RNA of Monodelphis domestica (gray short-tailed opossum), 1434 nucleotides long. The record is from RefSeq and is a predicted model, not a curated record. Lineage: Eukaryota; Metazoa; Chordata; Mammalia; Didelphimorphia; Didelphidae.
CCCUGCAAGUUGCUCCCAUCUCCAUCCUACUUGUUCCUUUGGUGAACCAGAUUCACUGAAUUCUGCACCAAGAUGUCUCAACUCUUGACAAGAAUUGCCACCAUCAUUGAUGUUUUCAACCAAUAUUGUGGUCAAGACAAGGAAUGUGACAUGAUAAGCCAACAAGAACUGAAGGAAUUUCUGGAAAAUGAGCUGCAGUUCAUUGUGCAGAAUUCAGAAGACUCUGAAGCUGUAGAUGUCAUCAUGCUUAAUAUGGAUCUGGAUCAAAGUGGGAGAGGACACUUGACUGACUUGGUUUUCCAGAUAAUAAAGAAGAUACUUUUAAUGAAAAAAUGCAACAAGAAAGAAUCUAGUCAAGGUAACAGUUAUCAUAUGGAAGAGAUUGAAAAAGAAGAGAAAAGGUGGAGAAAAGAUUUGAUGAGGUCAAAUUGGAAUCAGAAAGAGGAAUAUGGGCCAAGGAGAAGUAAAUAUUCAUUGGAAACAGAGAAAGUCAGGUAUAGACUACACGGAGAAGAGGAAAGAAAAGAUUCAGUAUCAAGCUCAGAUGAAGAAAAAGACUCAGAGAAGAAAAAUUACACAUCAAACUCAAGCAAAGCAGGAAACAAUAAGGGAGAUGAAAAAACAGUAUCAAGAAAACAGGGAUGGAGGAUAAAGAAAGAAAGCGAAAGACCCUCCAAAAAGAGUGGAGGAGAAAAACGUGAAACCGACUAUGAAAGAUCAAGUAAGCAGGAGGGAGAAAGAAAGAAGCAAGAUAUGAAAAGUACCGUGGGAAACAAUGAAUCUAACAAGAGGGGACAGACAGUAAGAUUUGAAAGUGAAGAAAAACAACGUACAUGCCAAGAAAAAACAAACAUAUAUAGAAGAAAUUAUGCCAUGGGAAAAAAUGAAAAUUGUGACAUUGAAACAAACGACUCAAAUAAAUUUUCUGAAUCAAAACAAAUUGGGUCAGGAUCAGGGAAGUCAUACAACAGCAAAAGACAUGGAACAACGUCAGGAAAGGAAUCAGAAACCUGUGAAACAAAGAAAGGGAGUUCCAGUGGUCAUCAGUCCUCAAAAUCUAGCCAAUACAGUUUUCCUUACAUCAAUGGAACUUACUCUGACUCUGGCUCUGACUCUGAAUGUGGAACCUGCUCAGACUACAGGAAUGACACUGGAACGAGUAAGUCCUCAAGCUCUAACCAAUAUGGUUCACAAUCAGGGCACUCAUCUAGCACCAAAGGACAUAAAUCUAGUUCAGGAAAAAAGGCAAGCAGCAUGGGAGGAAGAGGAUACAACUCCAGUUCCCCUAGUGCUCAAACACAUUCCUCUGGACCUGGCUCUGGCUCUGGCUCUGACUCUGGCUCUGGCACUGACUCUGACUCUGGCUCUGGCUCUGAAUCCUGUUCAUGCUCAGGCUCAGAAUCGGGCUCAGGUCACUCCUCAGGCUCGCUCUAA